AUGCCUAUUGAGAUAGAGGAGCCCGCUUUUGAUAGUAAUGCUCAAGUUGCCAAGGACUUGUUUGCGGGGACUAUGGGAGGGAUAGCACAAGUUCUCGUUGGUCAACCAUUUGAUUGUGUCAAGGUUAGGUUGCAAUCUGCACCAGAGGGAGCGUAUAGUGGAGCUUUGGAUGUGAUAAAGCAAUUGAUUAAAAAUGAAGGAUUUGCGGGGUUCUAUAAGGGGACGUUGACCCCCUUGGUUGGUGUGGGUGCAUGUGUUUCAGUGCAGUUUUCAGUAAAUGAGUUCAUGAAACGUUAUUAUGAUCAAAAACUCAACGGAAAACCUCUUAGUUUAUUGCAAUUUUUCAACUGCGGUGCUGUUGCUGGUUUUGCAAAUGGGUUCUUGACGUCUCCAAUUGAGCAUAUUCGUAUAAGACUUCAAACUCAAACUGCUGGUAACAAAAUAUUCCAUGGGCCAAUUGAUUGUUUCAAGAAAAUUUAUCAAAUUGACGGAUUGAGGGGUAUUUAUAAAGGUUUGGGCCCAACAUUGGCUAGAGAGUCGGUUGGAUUGGGUAUCUAUUUCGCCACAUAUGAGGCCUUAGUUGCGGAGGAUUUAAAGAUACAUCCUGGCUUGACCCGCGCAGAUAUCAAACCAUGGAAAUUAUGUUUAUAUGGAGGUUUGAGUGGGUAUACUUUAUGGAUGUCAAUAUAUCCUGUUGAUGUGAUCAAAUCGAAAUUACAGACUGAUGCUUUGAAAGGGGCUAAAUAUAAGAACUCAUUGUCUGUGAUUAGAGACAUUUUCCACAAACAAGGAAUAAGAGGAUUUUACAAAGGUUUCUUACCAACGAUACUAAGGGCAGCUCCAGCUAAUGGUGCCACAUUUGCUGUCUUUGAGAUAACGAUGAGACUUCUCGGCGGUUCACCACAAUAG
Messenger RNA from Lodderomyces orthopsilosis Co 90-125, 909 nucleotides. RefSeq names its product organic acid transporter (gene YMC1). Gene Ontology annotation, biological process: mitochondrial L-ornithine transmembrane transport. NCBI's taxonomy places the organism in Eukaryota, Fungi, Ascomycota, Pichiomycetes, Serinales, Debaryomycetaceae. The transcript has a single exon. The coding region runs from base 1 to 909 and encodes 302 amino acids. The record is from RefSeq and is a predicted model, not a curated record. Gene Ontology annotation, molecular function: L-ornithine transmembrane transporter activity.